UUUUUCAGUGACAUGUAAUGUCAAGUUUAUUUUUUUGUAAGAAGUAUAAAUUUUUCGUUUAAUAUUUUGAUGCGUAUACCACCAUGGAUUUUCACAAAAUGAUAGUGAGAAACUCAAGAAUUUCCGUAUACAAAAAUGUGCGUUUCUUGACUUCAAAAUCAAACAUAACACAGGCUCAAGCUCAACCUGCUGAGGCGAUUGAAAAAGCAUGCAGCCAAGACCGUCCGAAGCAACCCAUGGCAGAUCGCUCACAUCUGCACAGUGCCAAACGCAUCAUGAUCAAAUUUGGAAGCGCAGUGAUCAUCGAAGGACAGGGACAGGGGAUUGCCAUGAGCAGACUCGCCAAUUUAGUAGAGCAAAUGGCUCACAUUUUUCUUCAAAAUAAGGAAGUAAUGUUCAUCACUAGCGGUUGCGUAGCUCAUGGAAGAUCCAAAUUAGCCUCAAAAACCAGCCAGUUUUACAAAACUGACGGUAAGCCUUUGGAUAAGAAACCUUCAGCCGCUGUUGGUCAGCCUGCUCUGAUGAAUCUCUACGAAACCCUGUUUUCCCGGUACCAUAUUCAAACAGCUCAAGUUCUGGUCAGCGAAAAUGACAUUUACAACGAUGACAACAGAAGGGUUUUGACUGAAACGCUGAAUCAGUUGAUGGAUAUGAGAGUGAUACCGAUUUUGAACACCAAUGAUGCCGUUGUGCCUCAACCCAAUGUACCAUGUCCGACACUUUGCAAGGGCAUCAAGCUUGCUGACAACGAUUCGCUGGCCGCUAUGCUGGCCGCAGACACUCAAACUGAUCUACUUCUUAUGCUGACCGUCGUUGAUGGUGUUUACGAUAAAGGACCGAACGAUCCAAAUACGAAAGUGUUGCACAGCAUAACCGAGACCAAUACGCAACACAUUGACUUUAUUGGACAAAGCCAAAUUGGUCUAGGUGGAAUGCAAACCAAAGUUAACUCUGGAUUAUGGGCGCUGGCUCAUGGUACUUCAGUGGUUAUUUGCAAUGGUAAAACACCCGAUAUAAUGCAGACAGUGCUGUCGGGCAAGAAAGUUGGUACUUUCUUUUCAUUGGCGGCUUGUGAAGAUGACAGUACCGAAAAAAUAGCAGCUGCUGCAAGAACAGGAGGUAGAGCUCUUGCUCUGCUGCCUGGUGAGAAAAGAGCUGAAUGCAUCAAGAAAAUUGCUGACUUGCUCGAGUCCAAAAGCAAGGAAAUCAUAGCUGCCAACGAGCUGGAUAUCAGAGAAGCCAAAAAAAUUGGCUACAGCACUGUCCUUAUCGACAGACUGAAACUGAAUGAACCAAAAUUGAAAUCACUUAGUGUUGGAUUAAGACAAAUUUCAGAAUACAGCGCUAAGAUUCUUGGAAAAAUCAUACGAAAAACCCAAUUGGCUGAAAAUUUGGAACUGACACAAGUGACAGUGCCCAUAGGCGUGCUGUUGGUCAUUUUCGAGUCCAGGCCGGAUGCGUUGCCUCAAAUCGCCUCGCUUGCCAUUGGUUCAGGCAAUGGCUUGGUGCUGAAAGGUGGCGACGAAGCCGUUCAUUCAAACAGGAAGCUAAUGGACAUCAUUGACGAAGCUUUGGCCUCGGUGAAUAGCUCCGGAGCUGUGGGAUUGGUAAACACAAAAGAGGAGAUUGCUGAUUUGAUCAACAUGGAUCAGUACAUCGAUCUGAUUAUACCCAGAGGUUCUUACAAGCUGGUGAGAUUUAUCCAGGACAAUGCCAAAAGAAUUCCAGUGAUGGGACAUUCAGAAGGAAUUUGUCAUAUAUUCGUCGACAAAGACAUGUGCCUUGAAAAAGCCCUGAAAAUCCUCAAGGAUGCCAAAACUGAUUACCCCUCUGGUUGUAAUGCCGUGGAGACGAUUUUAAUCCACAAAGAUCUUAUGGAAGGAGACUUUUUCUCGGAAUUGUGUUCCAUGCUUAAGGAAUCUGGAGUCACCCUUCAUUCAGGUCCCAAUUUGAUGAAGUACCUGCAGUUUGGACCACCGCUAGCCAAAACCAUGAAGCAUGAAUACAGUGGCAUGGAAUGCUGUUUAGAGGUGGUGGAUAAUGUUCAGCAAGCUGUAGACCACAUUCAUAAGUAUGGAAGUGGGCAUACUGAGUCAAUAAUAACGGAAAACAAGCAAGUGGCAGAAAAGUUUCUAGCGAUGCUUGAUUCGGCUUGUGUCUUCCACAACGCAAGUACAAGAAUGGCCGAUGGCUUCCGAUUCGGUUUAGGAGCCGAAGUAGGUAUAAGUACUUCCCGAAUCCACGCCAGAGGUCCCGUAGGAAUUGAAGGACUUCUAACUACAAAAUGGAUGCUAAGAGGUGUCGACCAUACUGCCAGUGAGUUCUCAGAGGGAAAAAGAAAAUUCAUACAUAAAUCAUUACCUAUACCUAAAGAAAACGAUGAUAGUGAUAAAUGUAAAUCUUAGUAUAUUAAAAAAGGUCAUGUUAUUGUCUCUGGUGGUGUUAUAGUAAAUAAAACGACGGUUAUAUACAUAUAUA
Messenger RNA from Sitophilus oryzae (rice weevil), 2478 nucleotides. Its product is annotated as delta-1-pyrroline-5-carboxylate synthase-like. Gene Ontology annotation, cellular component: cytoplasm; mitochondrion. The record is from RefSeq and is a predicted model, not a curated record. The transcript is spliced from 13 exons. Gene Ontology annotation, molecular function: glutamate-5-semialdehyde dehydrogenase (NADP+) activity; glutamate 5-kinase activity; ATP binding. The coding region runs from base 84 to 2405 and encodes 773 amino acids. NCBI's taxonomy places the organism in Eukaryota, Metazoa, Arthropoda, Insecta, Coleoptera, Curculionidae.